AUGUCUGAAUCCACACCGCCGAAAAGGCGGUUCGCGCCGAUACCGAUAGAAACAACAUUUGAGCGAUACAGGAAAGGCGGUCCUGCCGCAGAGCUGACCCCGGAGCCCUCACCCCGAUCACCUUCACCACCCCCGAGAUUCCUCGAGGAGCAGGAGCAGCCCAAGAAAGAGAAGCGCCGCUUUGCCCCUCAGCUCAUCGAGUCGACUCGCCGAUCCCGCCGCCUCGGUGACACCGGCCCGGCCACGAGACCAGUCGAUAAGACCGACAUCACCCCCUACACCAAGCACAUCUACGCUCCUCGCUCUAAGAGGCGACACAGCAGAAUACCCAGCAAUGGAAGGCGGGAGUCGUGCGACGACGAGACGGCGGCCCAGCUCUUCGAGCAGCUCGCCCGGGACCGGGAGCGCCUGCUGCAGGAGCAGGCCCUGUCUGCGUUCCCCAACAGCCGCGCCAGAGCCGGCGGCGCCGAGCAUUUCUUUGUCCGGGAGGGAUCCGAGGAUGAGAGCAGCACGGACUCGCGGGGUAGGACGCCGAUGCGAGGCACCCGGGCCUCGAGGCACUCGAGACGGGACUCGUCGGAGGAGGACGUCGGCUGGGCCGUCAAGGAGAUGCAGGAGCACCACGAACACCUGGAGCAGGCGAGGAUGUCGACGCUGGAGCUGGACAGGAUGAGCAUAGAUAGCCCGCCUGAGGAGCCGCUCUGGACGACGCACAGGAGGGCGUCGGGAGACGUCGUUCGCCCGAUUGGCGAGUCGCUUAUGCCGCUGAUUCCCAAGGAGCCGCUGGAGACCAUUGGCGAGGCCCCCUCGGCCCCAUUCGACCCGUCCGAGGAGCCGCCCCCCGCCCGACCCAUCGGCGAGAGCCUGAUGCCCUACAUCCCGUCGGCACCGGCGGGCCAGGCGGCCAGCAUGCCCUACAUCCCCGCGUCCAAGCUCCCGCCCGAGACGGGCUUCCGCAACCACCGCGCGCCAUUCGGGGCGCCCCUGAGCGGCUUCCGCGGCGCGAACCGGGACCUCGUCGCCGACCGCGAGUACCACAAGCUGCGCACGCGGGCGUCGCCGCCGAUGCUGGGCAAGGACCUCGUCUUCCGCCGGUGCCCAUCGCCCAAGCAGACCAAGAUGGAGCCGGACCACCCGUUCCCGGACGUGGCGGGCGAGGACACGCACCGCGACGUGACGGGCCAGAAGGGCCUGUGGCAGGGCUACUGCUACUCGCCCGAGAAGAAGGAGUGGCUCGCGCGCAUCGAGCGGCCGGCCAUGAUCGCGACCCCCUUGCCGCAGGCCCACGGCGCGGGCGACCCCUUCGCCGCGGCGUUCGGCACGGCGCCCGUGGCGAUGAGCGAGGAGCCCUCGCCCAAGGCCACGGGGUGCAUGUCGGCCGGGCACAACCUCGGCAGCAGCAGCGCCAACCCGGAGCACCGGACGCGGCACGGCGAGGCCAAGGGCCUGCACAUGCUCAUGGGCCUCGACGAGCGGCUGCGCAAGGAGAAGGCGGCGGCGGACCUCGAGGAGAAGAUCGCGGCCGAGUUCACCGACGCGUUCGUGACGCAGGUCUACAACUACCUGUCGCUCGGCUACCCGGCCAUGGCGCGCUUCUACGACGACGAGCUGUCCAAGAUUGCGCGCAUGUCGGUCGACGACCUCGAGAGCAGCGACGAGAGCAUCAUGGACGGGAUCGGCGGGCCCAAGGGCCACAUCAUGAUGGUCGACGGCGACGAUGACGACUCGGGCGGGGAUAGCAGGGACGGCGCUAGUAGCACGUCCAGCGGGAGCGGCGGGAGCAGCGGCGACGAGAAGAAGUGCCCCCGGUGGAGGGCGCUCAAGGAGUACAUCUUUGAGUGGGCGCGGCAGCACCCUGAUCUGGACAGCAUCAGCCCUCUGGCUUGGGGCGUCCGUGAGAGGCGAGGCAGUUGGGGGAUCUGA
This is a messenger RNA of Thyridium curvatum, 1923 nucleotides long. RefSeq lists its product as uncharacterized. Bases 1 to 1923 code for a protein of 640 amino acids. NCBI's taxonomy places the organism in Eukaryota, Fungi, Ascomycota, Sordariomycetes, Thyridiales, Thyridiaceae. The transcript has a single exon. The record is from RefSeq and is a predicted model, not a curated record.